Molecule: messenger RNA, 751 nt
Organism: Ananas comosus (pineapple)
Lineage: Eukaryota; Viridiplantae; Streptophyta; Magnoliopsida; Poales; Bromeliaceae
Product: protein FLOWERING LOCUS T-like
Exons: 4
Coding region: 69-605 (178 amino acids)
Source: RefSeq, a predicted model, not a curated record
AGUAGAACUAUAUAACUUAACUAGCUAGGUAGGUAGAUAGAUAGUUUUCCAAAGGCUACAGGAGCAAAAUGUCCUCAGACUCGUUGGCUCUGGCUCGCGUGAUACCGGACGUACUCGACCAGUUCAGGCCAUCCGUAUCCCUGAGGAUUAUGAACAGCAGCAGGCUAAUGGUGAAUGGGACCGAGUUGCGACCGUCUGCGGCCGUAAACAGGCCUAGGGUUGAGAUCGGCGGAGACGAUCUCCGCAAUUUCUUCACGCUCGUGCUGGUGGACCCAGAUGCUCCUAAUCCAAGUAAUCCAACUCUCAGAGAGUACUUGCACUGGAUGGUGACAGACAUACCUGCAACAACAGCAGCAAGCUUUGGUCAAGAGUUGGUAUUCUACGAGGGGCCGGAGCCUCGAUCUGGCAUUCACCGGAUGGUGUUCGUGCUGUUCCACCAGCUCGGCCGAGGCACGGUGUACGCCCCGGAGAUGCGCCACAACUUCAGCUGCCGGACAUUCGCGGGCCAAUACCACCUCAACGUCGUCGCUGCCGCCUACUUUAACUGCCAGCGCGAGUCCGGCUCCGGCGGGAGAAGGUUCAGGUUCAGUCACGGAGAUAACUGAAGAGAAGGAGAGGGAGACCUGAGAAGAGCAAGAACUAGAAAUAAGAGCAACUAAUACGCAGUUCUAGUACUAGUUUUCUAGUAGAAAAUAGUUUCUAUAAUAAUAAUAAAGCGUAUCACAUUCCCAUGCAAUAUAUGUACGUAGUC